UUCUGUUUUCUCCUCGCAGGCCCCCAUGAGACUCCUGAACCUCCGAGGGUCCGCCACACAGCCCUGAGAGGAGAAGGAAGAAUAAAACCAGGAGGACAAAGCGAGGGGAGGAGACGCAGCAGAAGAAGGCGCCGGGCGAGGAGCAGAGGGGAGGUUUGAAAAGAGGGAUUUGCUCGAUCUGUUGGGGGGUGCAUGCUCCCUCCUGAGACCCUCCCCUCUCUUCUGGACCUCCUCACUUGUUUCUGCAUUAGCGAGGGGCAGACACGAGGCAGAGAAUGUGCAGUGAACGCAGGCUCAACGUGGCCGGGGGCCUGGACGUGAGACUCCCCAGGACUAGAGUCCUGCUGCUGGGCCUGGUGCUGCUGGCAGCGGGCGGGCCGGCACACGGGGACCUGGACCUGCUGGGCGGGAUGGAGCUGAUGGAAGCAGGGGGGGAAGGUGAGGGGCUGGGAGGAGACGGGGCCGACCUGGAGGCCUCCAUGCACUCCUCGCUGCUGCAGGACUUCCAGGAGGCCACGGAAGGACUCCAGCUGCUGGAGGACAGCGAGACCAACGGGUCUAGGCAGGACCCCGCACCACCUGCAGCCUUCCCAGACUCCUUGGCCAUGGUGGGCCGGGUUUUCCACAUCAAGGUGCCAAACAAGAUGGAGGAGGUUUCAAUGGGAGAUAUAGUGAAGGUUGCAGAGACGGGGAAGGAUUCCCUGCCCUCCUGGCUGCACUGGGACCCCAGCAGCAGGGUCUUACAGGGUCUGCCUUUGGAUGAGGAUAAAGGAGUCCACUACAUCUCUGUGACCACCUCCAAACACGUGGCCUCCUCCUCUCCCCCCGAGGUGUUCUCCAUCGAGGUGCACCCUGAAGACCACCUGGACCCAGACUCGGCUCAGCUGCUGUCCAGCCAGGCCGGCGCCGAGGACCCCGCCCAGCCCUUCACAUGUAGCGAGGAGGAGCCCAUCACCGUGCUCACCGUGAUCCUGGACGCUGACCUGACCAAGAUGAGCUCGGAGCAGAGGCUGGAGCUGCUGGACAACAUGAGGAGCUUCUCUGGGCUGGAGCUGCACAGCAUGAAGAUGCUGCCCGUGGUCAACAACAGGCUGUUUGACAUGUCCGCAUUCAUGGCCGGACCUGGGAACGCCAAGAAGGUGGUGGAAAACGGCGCUCUGUUGUCGUGGAAGCUUGGCUGCUCACUGGACCAGAGCACAGUCCCAGACAUCAACAGCGUCCAGGGUCCUGCAAAGGAAGGCACAAUGUCAGCCAAGCUGGGGUACCCUGUGGUGGGUUGGCACAUCGCCAACAAGAAGCCUCACGUCUCGAAGCGAGUGAGGCGACAGUUGAACAACACCCCGACCCCGAUUCUGGUAGUGCUUCCUCCUACAACAGUUGUGGAGCCUCCUGUCAGGAUCGUCCCAACCCCCUCCUCUCCGUCCAUCGCAGCACCCACAGAAAGUUCUGCUCCCCCUGUCAGAGGCCCAGUUCCUCUUCCAGGAAAGCCUACCAUCAGAGUCCGUGACCCUAUAGCCCACACCCCAACAAUUGGACCCCCUCAACCAACCAAAGUUCUGGACACCACCAGUACUGUUUCCAUCCAGCCAACCACGACCAGGGCUAUUUAUGUGGAAGCCACCCCGACACCGCCCUCAACCAAAACAACCACCAAGAAACCAAGGAAGCCCAAGACCACCCCUGUCUACAAAGAUCCAUCCAAGAUGACUACUCCCAAACCACCCAGAAGUACUACCCCAUCCCCGGGUAUCAUUAUAGAUCCAAGCAAUGAGAAGCCAGUCCUGAGGAACCCCAUUGACCAGGUCAAUGCUUUGGUGGGCACUUACUUUGAGGUGAAGAUCCCAUCUGAUACGUUCUUUGAUAAGGAAGAUGGAACGACCGAUAAACUACGUCUCACUCUGAGGCAGAACCACAACGAGGUGGUUGGAGAGGGAUCCUGGAUCCAGUUCAACACCACCAGCCAGCUGCUGUAUGGCCUUCCUGAUGUGCAGCACGUUGGGAAACAUGAAUACUUCAUGCAGGCAGCUGACAAAGGUGGCCUUAAUGCCAUUGAUGCUUUUGAAGUGCGCGUGAACCGCUGGCCUGCCAAUGAUAAAACUCCUGUCAUCUUCACGGCCCGCUUUGAUGGAGAGCCACGUUCUGUCACCAAUGACAUCCACAAGAAGAUCCUGCUGGUGAAAAAACUGGCCUAUGCACUCGGGGACAGAAACAGCAGCACGGUGAGUUUAAGGAACAUCACCAAAGGCUCGAUCGUGGUGGACUGGACAAACACCAGCCUUCCUCAGCACCCGUGUCCUAAAGAACAGCUCAUAGUGAUGAGCAGGACUCUGGGCAAUGCUGAUGGGAGACCCUCCCAGACCUUCAGGUACGCCAUGGAGCCCGACUUCAAACCUCUUGAUGUGAAAGUGAAGGGACGGGCCAGCUGCCGGACCUACUCCUUCAUCCCACCAGCAGAGAUUGAUCUACCAGAACCUUCUGCAGUCACUCCAGGUCUGGGAUCAAGCAGACACAGCACAGAUGAUGUGUACCUCCACACGGUUAUUCCUGCUGUGGUGGUGGCAGCCAUUUUACUGAUCGCAGGAAUCAUUGCGAUGAUCUGCUACAGGAAGAAACGAAGGGGCAAGCUGACCAUCGAGGACCAGGCUACCUUCAUCAAGAAGGGUGUGCCAAUCAUCUUUGCAGAUGAACUCGAUGACUCCAAGCCUCCUCCGUCCUCCAGUAUGCCACUGAUCCUCCAGGAGGAGAAGCCCCCUCUUCCACCCCCCGAGUACCCCAGCAUGGCCACUCCAGAGACCACUCCCCUCAACCAGGAGCUGCUGGGGGAGUACACGGCUCUACGAGACGAGGACCCCAACGCACCCCCCUACCAGCCUCCGCCUCCCUUCACCACUCCCAUGGAGGGCAAGGGCUCACGUCCCAAGAACAUGACUCCCUACAGAUCGCCACCCCCCUACGUGCCACCCUAAGACUCGUUCAGCCACCCCCCCACCCUCGAGGGUGAGGGGCCGAGGAUGCCUGAGGAACUGUGACGGUUUCUAUUCUGGUGUUUUUAUCUGUCUGGACUUUUACUGGGAGAUGACAAGAGGUGCUAAAGUUCAAAACAGCCACAGGGGACUUUGGUUUGGGAGGGGACACAUGUUUGGGGGGCUCAAAAGGGAUGAUUAGUUGACACAGCUGGGAGGAACUGCUGCUUUAACGGUAGCCCAAGUCCACCAAAGGCUGAGGCCAAACAAAGUUUGGUCCAGAUGAGCUCUUGGUUUAACCCAGAUGCUCAGAAGGACGGAGCGGGAGGACCGCUCUCCCUUCAGCGUUUCAAGUUUUUACAUCUGGAUCCAGAUUUUAGUUUUUUCCUCUUUGUCCCAAAACAUUUGCUUUGUUCUGGACUGAAGUGUUUGCCUAACAACUCAUUUUAUUUGAUUUUUUUUCUUGCUUUGGAAUGAUACGAGACAGUGAGCUGUCACCAGACCACUGUUGGAUCAGAGGGGUCUCGGACCACCCCUGCAGACGGCAGAGAGCCGGGGGUCCAGGUGUGUGUGAGCGGCAGGUGUUGCCUUUUUAAAACCAGCUGUUUCUCUCUGUCACAUGGUCAGAGAAGCCCAGGGAAGCUGCAGCAGGUGUAGAGAUGAGUUUGUUUGAAAUCACAGUUUUUCAUGUUGGUGUUUUGUCCUCUGAAGGUGAAAACCGCAGCAGAAAAGAGUUGUUUUAGUUUCUUGUCUGAAAGUCGACCCUGCAGCCAUCAGCAGGCUGAUCUGAGCUGAUGCUUUCAUCUCACUUAGUUUUUAUGAUUCCUUUACUUAAAGCCAACUAAAUUUAUUAACACUCCAACAAAACUAAAAGUAAACUGACCCUGUGGUCUUCACUAUGUACCUUUUAUUUCUGAUUGUUUUGUUGAAGUUGAUUUAUUAAUCUUAAUUUAAUCUCCAGGAUUGAUAAUCUAAACUCUAACGAGAUGAAAAGGUCUUUGGUCAUUCUUUGUUUCGGUGCUACUGAGGUGGGAUUAGAUGGGUUUUUAUAAACAGACGAUCGUGGCUGAAAGUGACAGAAACGAUUGAAGUGCUUCGAUCUUGAUGACAGAAAUGUGUUUUCCUUUGAUGUUGCCUCCAAUAGUUUGAUUCUUAAAGAAAGAAAGAUUAGUUUUAGCCUUUUAGUUGAGCUCACUCACUUAUUUACUCCUUAUUGUUUCGGCUCACAUGUAUCCGUUUGAUUUUGGAGUGUGUUUGAUCUUCCCUUCAUGUUUUAUUAAUCACAAUCUUCUUUUUUUUGACAUGUUUCUGUUUGAGUUUGGACUGACAGUGACCCUUUGCAAUAAUCUCCUGUGGUGUGGUCCGCUCAGCGACACCUCGUUUUGUCCUGACGUGGUUGGUUUCUGCAGGAUGCCAAGGCUUUUUUUGCUUCUGGAAGUGUGCAUUGUAAUAAUAAAACAACUGGUCCCUUAAA
Molecule: messenger RNA, 4437 nt
Organism: Austrofundulus limnaeus
Lineage: Eukaryota; Metazoa; Chordata; Actinopteri; Cyprinodontiformes; Rivulidae
Gene: dag1
Product: dystroglycan 1
Exons: 3
Coding region: 276-2966 (896 amino acids)
Biological process (GO): morphogenesis of an epithelium; axon guidance; nerve development
Cellular component (GO): dystroglycan complex; sarcolemma; basement membrane
Molecular function (GO): laminin binding; calcium ion binding
Source: RefSeq, a predicted model, not a curated record